GACACACAAACAAUAUAAACCAUUUCAUUCCUUUCGCUUCCAUAACUCUCUUCUCACGUUCCUUUCUUCCAAUCUACCUUCUUCUCUCCAAAACUAUGGGACUGGAUGUAUGUACCUGCAUUUCCUGCAACACGGAAGUAAAAAAAGGUCCCGACCUACAACUCCAUUACAAAUCCGAGUGGCAUCGCUACAAUCUCAAACGCAAGGUGGCUGGGGUUCCUGGGGUGACAGAAGCUUUGUUUCUAGCUAGGCAAUCGGCGCUUGCUCAAGAGAGAGAUAAGUCUAAUGAAACCCCGAUGCUUUAUAGCUGUGGUGUAUGUGGCAAGGGGUAUAAAAGUGCUAAGGCUCAUGCUGAGCAUCUGAAGUCGAGAACUCAUAUGGCUCGGGCUUCUGAGGGAGCGAGUCAUUCGGAUGGGAAAGCUAUAAUCAAGCCACUUGCACCGCGUGUUGUGAAUAAGCCUCCUCCUAGAAGAUUGGUAGAUGAUGAUGCUGAAGAGGAAGACAGUGAGGAUGAAUGGGAGGAGGUUGAUUCUGAUGAUGAUUUGAUUGAUGAUGCUGAGAAGUCGUUGACUGAUUUGAACAUGGAUGAGAAUGCUGAAAAUGAUGAUAUGGAUGAAGAUGAUGUUGUGGAUUUGGAUCCGUCGUGUUGCUUUAUGUGUGAUCACAAGCAUAAGACUAUAGAAAACUGUAUGGUUCAUAUGCACAAGCACCAUGGGUUCUUUAUUCCUGAUGUUGAGUAUUUGAAAGAUCCAAAAGGGCUCCUCACUUAUCUUGGUCUAAAGGUCAAAAGGGACUACUUGUGUCUGUACUGUAACGAUAGGUGUCAUCCUUUCAGCAGCUUGGAAGCUGUCAGGAAACAUAUGGUAGCAAAAAAUCACUGUAAAGUGCAUUAUGGUGAUGAUGAUGAUGAGGAGGAAGUAGAGCUGGAAGAAUUCUAUGAUUAUACCAGCAGUUAUGUUGAUGAUCAAGGGAAGCAGCUAGUUGCAUCUGGUGAUGCUGAUAAUAAUGUAGAACUUAGUGGUGGGUCUGAGCUUGUAAUCACUAAGAUGUCUGGUGAUAGAAAAUCAACCAGAACUCUUGGUUCCCGGGAAUAUUUGCGUUAUUAUCGUCAGAAACCAAGGCCAUCUCCAGCUAACAACAUUGCCAUUACUGCUGAAUUGGCUUCAAGGUACAGGAGCAUGGGUUUGGCCACUGUCCAAUCAAGGGAGCAACUUGUGAGAAUGAAAGUGUUGAAGCAGAUGAACAAAUCAGGUGUGGAGCAUAUGCGUAGCAAGAUAGGGAUGAAGAGUAAUGUCAUCCGGAACUUGCCAAACAAUGUCACGUAUUAGUCCUCUUUCUCUGUUUGUCUUGCUGGCGGUUUGCAUUUCUAGUAUGUCAUGUAAUGGUUUUUAAGCUUCAAGCUUUCUUUUCUUCUGAAGUAAUUUUACAUUUCUGUCGUUAAGCAUACAAAUAUACCGUUUGUGCUCAAUGGAAUGACAUGGUACUAUAUUCCUAUU
Vicia villosa (hairy vetch) is the source of this 1496-nucleotide messenger RNA. Its product is annotated as cytoplasmic 60S subunit biogenesis factor REI1 homolog 1-like. The transcript has 5 exons. NCBI's taxonomy places the organism in Eukaryota, Viridiplantae, Streptophyta, Magnoliopsida, Fabales, Fabaceae. Gene Ontology annotation, biological process: ribosomal large subunit biogenesis. Bases 96 to 1328 code for a protein of 410 amino acids. The record is from RefSeq and is a predicted model, not a curated record. Gene Ontology annotation, cellular component: preribosome, large subunit precursor.